UUGCUAAUCCAAUAACCAUUUGGAUUGUAAUUCAACUUUAGAAUUACCAAUUCAUUUCAUUGUGUUAUCUAAGAUGACAGACUUAACCAAGAAGAAAUUAGCCGGAAAAGUAGCCAUAGUCACCGGCGGAGCAAGCGGUAUCGGCGAAGCCACAGCGCGUUUGUUCGCCGAGCACGGCGCCCGUAUGAUCAUCAUCGCCGAUAUCCAAGACCAACUCGGCCAACAAGUAGCUACUUCAAUCGGUUCCCAGAAUUGUACUUACAUUCGCUGCGACGUUACCGAUGAAAACCAAGUGAAAGCAUUGGUCGAAUCAAGUAUUCAAAAGUAUGGUCAACUUGAUAUAAUGUUUAGCAAUGCUGGGAUUAUAAGUAAGUCCGAUCAGAGCAUUCUUGAUCUUGAUUUCCAACAGUUUGAUCGGUUGAUGGCGGUCAACCUCCGUGGCAUGUCUGCAUGCGUUAAGCACGCGGCGCGUGCGAUGGUGGAGAACAAAGUGAGAGGAAGUAUUGUAUGCACGGCGAGUGUCGCGGCUAGCCGUGGAACGAAACGGCGGACGGACUAUUGCAUGUCGAAGCAUGGGGUGUUGGGAUUAGUUCGAUUGGCAAGUGAACAGCUAGGGAUGUAUGGUAUAAGGGUAAACUGUGUGUCGCCUAAUGGGAUGGCGACGCCGAUGACAUGCGAGGUGCAUGAGAAGAGUGUGGAGGAGGUUGAGAAAAUCUACGAGGCUGGAAGGGCUCUGCAAGGAGCGGUGUUGAGAGCCGAACAUGUGGCGGAUGCAGUGCUGUUUCUUGCAAGUGAUGAGUCGGAGUUGAUUACUGGCCAUGACCUCGCCGUCGACGGUGGCUUCCAAGCUUAGUAACUUUUGCUUUUGCUUUCAGUAAUUCUUUUUCUUAAUUCUAUGGUUUUUACAGAAUAUUUUGACUUGAUUGUAUUACUUUGUAAUUGAUAUGCUUUCGUUUUUUUAGAACUUAAUUAUUUUCUUUUA
Molecule: messenger RNA, 982 nt
Organism: Gossypium raimondii (Peruvian cotton)
Lineage: Eukaryota; Viridiplantae; Streptophyta; Magnoliopsida; Malvales; Malvaceae
Product: (-)-isopiperitenol/(-)-carveol dehydrogenase, mitochondrial
Exons: 1
Coding region: 74-853 (259 amino acids)
Molecular function (GO): oxidoreductase activity
Source: RefSeq, a predicted model, not a curated record